AAAAUGGGGUUUGCUUAGUUUAAAGUUGGCACCUGGCAGCAAGUAGUAGUAACAAUUUAGGAUUGUGGUGUGUUGUUGUUGUUGUAGCUAUCAGUAGGUGAAUCCAAAACCCUAGCCCUCACUCUCACCACCAUUUUUUCAAUUCUUGAGCUAUGUUUCAGGGAUAAUAGGGCAGGGAUGUACAAAGAACGAGAGCGAGGUGGUGUUUCCGUUUCCGCCUCUAAAUCCGAGGAUCGGAAGCGAAUCAACGACGUUCUCGAUAAGCACUUGGAACGAUCCUCUCCUUCCACUUCCCGCCCCAUCAACACCGCUUCCAAGAAUUCCAACCUCCAAGUGGAGGAAUCUGAGACGGAGAGUGAAGAGUCUGAUGUUAGUGGCUCUGAUGGGGAUGACACCUCUUGGAUCUCGUGGUUCUGUAAUCUAAGAGGGAAUGAGUUCUUUUGUGAGGUGGAUGAUGAUUACAUACAGGAUGACUUUAACCUCUGUGGAUUGAGCAGUCAAGUGCCCUACUUUGAUUAUGCCCUUGAUUUGAUUCUCGACGUUGAGUCAUCCCAUGGUGACAUGUUCACGGAGGAACAGAAUGAGUUGAUUGAAUCGGCGGCGGAAAUGCUUUAUGGUAUGAUUCAUGCUCGAUAUGUGUUGACCAGCAAAGGAAUGGCUGCCAUGCUUGACAAAUACAAGAGCUAUGAUUUUGGUAGAUGCCCAAGAGUUUACUGCUCUGGACAGCCCUGCCUUCCAGUUGGUCAAUCGGACAUUCCUAGGUCAAGUACUGUGAAAAUAUACUGCCCUAGGUGUGAAGAUCUUUACUAUCCGCGUUCCAAGUAUCAAGGCAACAUUGAUGGAGCUUACUUUGGAACAACAUUUCCACACCUCUUCUUGAUGACUUAUGGACAACUGAAGCCACAGAAACCAGCACAAGGCUAUGUUCCGAGAGUUUUUGGGUUCAAAGUUCACAAGCCAUAAAGCCGAAGUUGAAGCUUUCAUGAAAGUAAAAAUCUCCCCGUGUCUCAUUUAACUCUUCUUAUGGUUCUCUUUGCAACAACAGGCGAAUCAUAUGCUUUCCAAACCAGUACAAUCUAGGCAUCUGUUUUACUUGUUAUAGGAGCUUGUUGUAAAGAAAUAUGCAGACAUGUGAAGCAAGUGCUUAGUUUCAGCUUCUGAUUCAAUGAGCAAGUGCUUAGGUACUCGAUGGUACUUCUUAAUGGCUUUUUACAAAUUGUAUUCUUGCAAUUAACUUAAUAUUGUCUAUGGUUAUGUCUCGAAUUACAAAUACCCUGCUAUUUUUAUAUUGUUUUAUUCCAUUUCUCCCCAUUUCUGUAGCCUUUGAAUUUGUGGAUUUGAUGCCAAUGAAUUCAUACAUUAAUGAUUUCCAAGUUCAGUUGCUUGGAUGUUAUACUCAGCUAUCCAACAUUAUUGAUUAUAUGGAAUAUGAAUGCAC
This is a messenger RNA of Glycine soja, 1438 nucleotides long. RefSeq names its product putative casein kinase II subunit beta-4. Gene Ontology annotation, cellular component: protein kinase CK2 complex; cytoplasm. Gene Ontology annotation, molecular function: protein kinase regulator activity. The record is from RefSeq and is a predicted model, not a curated record. The transcript has 5 exons. Lineage: Eukaryota; Viridiplantae; Streptophyta; Magnoliopsida; Fabales; Fabaceae. The coding region runs from base 178 to 963 and encodes 261 amino acids.